AUGGCUCCUGGACCAAAUUGUUCUCAUUCACUUAUUCUGCUGGGGGAAGGAUGGUUUACCGGGGUUUGGCCUCUGUACCUGCCCCAGCUUCUUGGAGCCACAGAAGGUUCUAAAGUUGGUUUUGACUUGAGCGAUGCCUUGAAUGAUGAAAAUGAUAGAUUCAAUGGUGGUGGAGGCAGGCCCAAUCUAAAACCUGGUGAAGGACUAACGGAUAAGGAUCUAGAAGGUAUUAUAGAGGACGGCUACAAACCCGAUAAGGGCAAAGGUGAUCGAAGGUAUGAUAGCAAUGAUGACCCUGGAACCGGAACAAUAGCAGAAACGGGGACAAUUGCCGGCAUAGCCAGUGCCCUUGCAAUGGCACUCAUUGGAGCAGUCUCCAGUUAUAUUUCCUACCAACAAAAGAAAUUUUGCUUUAACAUUCAACAGGGUGUCAAUACAGACUAUGUCAAAGGUCAAAGCCUGGAAGGUGUGAGCACUGAAGAACCUCAAGUUAAAUAUUCAGCAUUGCAAACUCAGUCUGCAGAGAAACCUUCCCAAGAGACUGCAAAGAUCUAAUCUAAGUCCACAGCAAAUGCAUACAUAUACAUUUCAGAUGCUUGUAAUUUUGCUUAUUUAAUUUGGAUUGAAAGCUGUUCUCCAGCUCUCUGGAAUAACAGGCUUCUUAUUGACAAGCUUUUUUGUGGGUGGGGAGGAUUUGGUUAUUUAUGUUGGGCUGAAAAAAACUUAGUGUUAAUAUGUUUAAAAGUGAUUGGGGUCACAAAAGUGUGAGAUAACUGGCCCAUCCCCUCAUGGAACAGAAGUGUCUAAGAGGAGGGUUGAUGAAAACCCAGGAGAAGAUUUCUUCUAGCUCCUUGGGACCACUGGCUCCCUUGUACUCACAGACAGCAGUUCUUCCAAGGAAGUACAGGCCUGUGCUUCUCUAGUACAGUUGGGAAAUUGAAAUAAGGUACAGAACUUAGGUAGUCAGGGGUGAUAUAGAAAUAGAACAAGGGAAAAAAAAACGAAAUCAGAAACUAAGCAUAAGAAAGAGAUGCAAAUGAGCACUGAGGUCAUUGAGUAGAGUUAGAAAAAUCCUACUACUAUAUAUUUAUUUCAGGGUACCCAAACCUGGACUUUUUUUCCCCUAAAACUUUGAGGGGGUAGUCUUUGGCAUGUGCAACCUGACUCAGCUUUCUAAAAGUGGGAAAUACAGGUUGUUUUUUUUUUAAACUUUCCCACCCUAGAAAAAAAUAAAUUAUAGAAAAGUGUCUGUAGCACUUAUUAUUUACUUAUAUUAUGUUGUGACAAAGAUAACAUUACCUGUUAGUAUAUGGGAACGUGCUUAUGUCUGAAAAACCACAUUUCUUUUUGAGAGCAAGAGGGGAUUGUUGUUCGUUUUUAUUUUGGAGAACAUAUCCUUUAAUCCUAUGAAAAUUAACUAGCAGAAAAGGCUUUCUUGGCUAUCACUUAGAAAACUGAAUGCAUUCGUGUAAUGUAAUUAUCCUAGGCCCUGAACACAUGUCCAAGGGGCAGGAUGCAAAAAGUUUUUCUUAUGUGUUUGUCAAGUUGAAAGAAAUUUGGUGCUCUCACCUGGCCCCAGGCCAUUUGGGGUUCUGGUCCCCACUGGGCCUCUCUGUGACUUUGGGAGAAUGGUCAGUAUUUCAGUUUCCUUCUCUACACAAUGAGAGAUCUGAAAUGAUCACUAAGGGUUCUUUGCCACUCAAGAUCUGAGACCUAUUCAGAAUAGGAACAAAGUAGCUUAAAAUUGAACUAUCAAGAGCUAUUUUAGAAGUAAAGAUAAAAAACAUUUUGCAGGGCAAGUAGAAUGAAUUGUAUUUGCAGUGAACCUCUCAACAGCAUUCUAGUCAUGCUUACCUGGAUUGGCAUAUCCACAGUUCCCACACAAGUAAGUCGUAACCACUCUGUGUUCCUAUAAAUAUUUUUAAACUAGUCUAACAAUACUCUCAUAAAAGAAAUGUCUUGUGAAACUUUUUGGAAGUUCUUUCUUAGCUUUAAAGCUGUGUUAAAGAAUACCGUGUUAAUAAACACAAAGAAAUCGUUUCCUUCCA
Messenger RNA from Vombatus ursinus (common wombat), 2048 nucleotides. RefSeq names its product CD99 molecule like 2 (gene CD99L2). The record is from RefSeq and is a predicted model, not a curated record. Bases 1 to 555 code for a protein of 184 amino acids. Lineage: Eukaryota; Metazoa; Chordata; Mammalia; Diprotodontia; Vombatidae. The transcript is spliced from 8 exons.